AUGGAUCGAGAUAAGAUUGUAAAUUGGUGUGAAUUAGAGAAUGUACCGGUGAAUCAUGCGUGUGUGCUAAAUGGGGUAGAUUUCCGCAUUUCGGGAGAUGUACUAGUGCGAGGGUUGAGUUUGAUUAAAGGUAUCAGACAGGUAGAACUGGUAGCUAGAAGGUGUGGGAAAGAAAUGGAGUCCAGCUGGGUGCUGGUUUGGAUGAGUGCCGACAUCAUGACGUGGGAACUACCAGCGACAGUCCACGUCCAGGGGGAGGCAGGGCCGUGGGGUCUCCACACCCUCCUGGAGGACAAAGGUAAUGAGGUGCCGGAGGAGGAGCUAGAUGAGGCCCCAGGGGAGGUGCCAGUAGCCAGGGGUGGAGGGUUACAGUGGGAAGACUUGGCCAGGCCCCGUCCCCCAGUUAGGGAUGAGACCUCCGAGUUAGUGGCUGCCAUUACCUCCCUGGUGAGAAGGGUUGAGGGGCCCCACUCGAAGCUCAGAAUUUUCUCAGGAGCCAUGCCCACCCUGGAAGAGGAGGACGACUAUGAGGCAUGGAUGGAGAAUACGUCCCAGUUGUUAGAGGCGUGGUCAGUUUCGGAUGAGGAAAAGAGACAGCGAUUAGUAGAAAGUUUGAGGGGCGGGGUGGCCAGUGUAGUCCGCGAUUUGAGAGUGGAACGGCCCUCAGCUUCCCUGCCGGAGUGUUUGGACGCUUUGGAGGAAGUGCUUGGACUGUCAGGAAAUCCCUGGCGACUUUUAGCGGAGUUUCAAAACAUGGGGCAGGGAAGAGGGGAAAAGCUCUCAGAAUACAUUUUCCUGCUGGAAGAAAGGCUUACUGGGUUCUGGCGCCGAGGGGUAGUGAAGGCGGACGAAGUGGCGAAGCUGAGGAUGAGUCAGAUAUGUAACGGUUCCCGGGAGGAUGGCAGGGUGGCUUGGAGUAUCUGGCAGUCAUAUAAGAGGAGCCCCCCAACUCCAUCAUUUGGGCAGCUGAUUAGAGAGGUGCGGGAGGAGGAGAGUGCUUCGGGCCGAAAAGGGGGCUCGGACCCCCGGGGAUGGUCUUCAGCCGUUCAGGAGGUGGUAGCUGUGUUGAGAACAGAGAAAUCCAAGGGGUCCUGGUGGGCAGGGACCCCCCCUUCCCCGCUUGCGGGGAUGGACAGGGGGAGUACCCCCUUCGGGGGUCGUCCCGGAAGGAGAGAGGUGGCGGGUAGCGUGUGCUAUAACUGUGGGAGGGAGGGGCAUUUCCGGCGAGAAUGUGAGUGGCCGGGGGUGUGCUACAGCUGUGGGGAAGCGGGUCACUUGCGGAGGGAUUGUGAGAGACAAGAUGCUCCGAGAAGGGAGGGCCCCUGGGCCUCUAAGAAGGGAGAGAUUUGGGGCAUAAGUGACGGUGAUUACCCGUACGAUGGGUACCCGUCAGUGAGAAUGGAAUUCCUGGAGAGCGAUGUGGGAGUGUCGGAAGCUCUUGAGACGUUGGUGUUGCUCUGUCCGGACCCGGUGGAAACCGGUGGCGCUGCCCCGCUAGUGGGGACUAACUCCCCUUUGGUGCGACGGCUCCUGGGCGCCUGUAAGAAGGCGACGGGGGAGAACUUUCUGGAGACCCUCUCGGUACACCCAGUGUUUCGAGUGGUGUUCGAAGAAUUGGGUGACCCCCACGGGCUGGAUCCUGAGUGCAAACGAGGACGGUGUGGUGUACUCAGGCGAGGCCUAAGGACAACAAUGAGAUCUGUUAAAAAGAAUCCAGAGAAUAUAGGCCAAGGCUACUCAGUCACUCUUCAAGGAACAAACACAUCAUUGCUGCCACCAGGCGUGAAUCCAGGGAAUCCAGGUCUGCUUGCUCUGAUCAGACAGUGGAAUCUCAGCCUGAGGAAAUCUACAGCAAUUCCAGAUCCUGGCUGUUUGGUGCCUCUCGCUGUAGCAGCUGUAGACAUUGGACAGUACACUGAUGUGAACAACCCUGGAGAUGGAGGGUAA
This is a messenger RNA of Mobula hypostoma (lesser devil ray), 1947 nucleotides long. Its product is annotated as paraneoplastic antigen Ma3-like. The record is from RefSeq and is a predicted model, not a curated record. Bases 1 to 1947 code for a protein of 648 amino acids. The transcript is spliced from 3 exons. Gene Ontology annotation, molecular function: zinc ion binding; nucleic acid binding. NCBI's taxonomy places the organism in Eukaryota, Metazoa, Chordata, Chondrichthyes, Myliobatiformes, Myliobatidae.